Molecule: messenger RNA, 760 nt
Organism: Papilio machaon (common yellow swallowtail)
Lineage: Eukaryota; Metazoa; Arthropoda; Insecta; Lepidoptera; Papilionidae
Gene: H2ax-l
Product: histone H2A, sperm-like
Exons: 3
Coding region: 157-564 (135 amino acids)
Cellular component (GO): nucleosome
Molecular function (GO): DNA binding; structural constituent of chromatin; protein heterodimerization activity
Source: RefSeq, a predicted model, not a curated record
GUCAAAGGUAACGUUUGGUGAAAUCAAAUCAAAGUCAAACGAUUUAUAAGAAAACUUCGUCGCAUUGUUUUAGUUUUUACGCAUUUAAGAAAUAAUUGAAGAAAAUAUACAAAUUUUAAAUCAUAUCAAUAUAAAAUUGAUUGAAACAAAACCAAAAUGUCUGGUCGUAGUGCCGAACGUAUCAAAAAGCGCGCUAAAUCAAAAUCGCGAAGCGCUCGUGCUGGUGUAAACUUUCCAGUAGGGCGAAUACACAGAAUUCUUCGUAAGGGAAAUUAUGCAAAACGGAUUGGAUGUGGAUCUGCAGUAUAUUUGUCAGCGGCAUUGGAAUAUUUAGCAGCUGAAAUACUGGAAUUAGCUGGAAAAGCUGCAAGCGAUAAUGGCAAAUCUAGAAUUUUGCCACGUCACAUCCUCCUGGCAGUGAAAAAUGAUGAUGAGUUAAACAAAAUGUUGGAAGGAGUCACAAUAUCUCAAGGAGGUGUGAUACCAAGAAUCCAUCAACAGUUGCUACCCAAGAAAACUGCUAACAAAUCAAAAUCAUCAUCUGGCCCUUCGCAGGAAUACUAAAAAUAAGUUUAUUCACAGUUUUUCUUUUAAUUAUUCUAUAAGAGCGAUCCAUGUGUUGAAAAAGUUGUCUCUUAAUAGAACUCAUAAAAGAUGUAGUUUUUUAUGUCACAUGAGUUUAGAUGUUAAUGAGGAGAAUUAGAGGUGAUAUAACUUUGAUAUUUUAAUUGUUAAAUUUUUUUUAAGUUCAAACUCUAAU